Molecule: messenger RNA, 1860 nt
Organism: Austrofundulus limnaeus
Lineage: Eukaryota; Metazoa; Chordata; Actinopteri; Cyprinodontiformes; Rivulidae
Product: serine/threonine-protein kinase NIM1
Exons: 4
Coding region: 16-1362 (448 amino acids)
Biological process (GO): protein phosphorylation; intracellular signal transduction; microtubule cytoskeleton organization
Cellular component (GO): cytoplasm
Molecular function (GO): tau-protein kinase activity; ATP binding
Source: RefSeq, a predicted model, not a curated record
GCCUCGGAGGCAGUCAUGAAGGACCCACAACUCCCAGGCAACAAACCCUGGCUCUGGCCAAAGCAGAAACCGAGCAAAAAAUCUGAUGGCAGCUCAUCAAAUGUGGAAAAAUCAGUGUCAGCCCUUACUACUGCUGACGCCUGUGCCAUCCCCCAGUUGACUGAAGCGGAAAGACUGAAGCAGACCCCGUUUGAAAGGAUUAUCUAUGACAUGGCCCACAAUGAGAAGAUCAUAAAUGACCUGAUGCUGGGCCGAAGGGUUGGCUUUUAUGAGCUGCGUGGAGAGAUCGGCCAUGGCAACUUCUCCACAGUAAAACUGGGGAUCCACUCCUUGACAAAAGAGAGAGUCGCUGUCAAAAUUGUGGACAAGCUGCGUCAGGAUAGGAAGACUCCGCCUUUUGCCUCCUCGGAGAUCAGCUGCAUGGAGAAGCUGAGUCACCCCAACAUUGUGCGCCUUUACGAGGCGAUCGAGUCCAGCAGAAGGCUGUAUCUGGUGAUGGAGUACGGCAACGGUGGAGACCUGUUCUCUCGCAUCACCACUAGAGGGAAGCUCUACGACCUGGAAGCCAAGCUGGUCUUUGCACAAAUCCUCUCUGCUGUUAAACACAUGCACGACUGCAACAUCGUCCACAGAGACCUUAAAGCAGAGAACAUCUUCUACACCACCAGUUACUGCAUCAAAGUAGGAGACUUCGGCUUCAGCACGGCUUGUGGCCCGAACGAGCUGCUCACAAGUUUCUGUGGCUCUCCACCGUACGCUGCUCCUGAGCUUUUCAAACAAAAAGGUUACACGGGACAGCACUCGGACAUGUGGGCUUUAGGAAUUCUUUUGUACUUUAUGGUGACGGCGACUUUACCCUUCUUUGGGGAGAACCUGGGGAGGCUGAAGCGCUGCAUCCUGCAGGGGGCUUACACCAUCCCUGCUUUUGUGCCUGACCCCUGUCAGCUGGUCAUCAAGGGCAUGCUGCGGGUUGUGCCUGUCGACCGCUCCUCCAUCUCACAGAUUACAAACAGUGCGUGGCUGAAGGGGAUUGAGUACCCUCAACCGUAUGCCUUUUUGCCUUCGUCCCCGGCCCACUUUGCUCAGGCCAACCAGCCUCUCAGUGUGGAGGAGCAAGAAGUGAAGACCUUCAUGUCCGCUUUAGGCAUCGCAAAAGUCCAUUUACAGAACAAUCCCUGUUUAGACUGUAAAAGCCCCUUGACUGGAACAUACAGGAUCCUCCUCCAUCGGGCCCAGAAGAGGAGGUUAGUGGAGGCUGUAGGAUAUUCAGCACUUCACCCUGAGGACUAUGAGAGUCUGAACAAGUGGUCUGAAUCAUCUAUUGGCAAACAUAUGCCCUCCGCUGUCUGUGUCAUAUUAUAACAGAAAUAAACUGUAAAGGACUUCCUAAGAGACAUUUUAUUCAUCGCUCCAAAUGAUCUUAUACACCAGUAUGUCACAUGUGGAUCAAAAUGUCCCACACGUGGAGGAUGAGGUAAUGAGCAUGCUGUUCUGAUUACAACGGGCUUACUGACACAGAACAUCAUGUCUGAAUGACUGUCAGCAUCUUCGAGUCCCUCUCAUUCAGAACAUAAACCCCUCUGAGGUAAUCCAGGACUAGAGGUAAUCCUGAUUAGGGAGACAAUUAGAACAUGCAUGGUCUGACGGAGAAGUAUGAUCAAAUAUUAAAUAUAGGAUCAAAUAAAAUAUAAUCUGGCGUAACUGAAAUUGUCUUAAAUUAAAUUAAUGUCAUAGAAAUCAUUGCAAAUGUAUGUCCUGGGCAUUUCCUCAUAUUAAAGGAGACGUAUCCUGCUUUUAAAUCCUUCCUUUUUACAUUGAAAUCAUUCAGUUGGGAUCUAUAUAAAGUGGAACUGCAACGCU